Papaver somniferum (opium poppy) is the source of this 312-nucleotide messenger RNA. Its product is annotated as charged multivesicular body protein 1b-like. The record is from RefSeq and is a predicted model, not a curated record. Bases 1 to 312 code for a protein of 103 amino acids. NCBI's taxonomy places the organism in Eukaryota, Viridiplantae, Streptophyta, Magnoliopsida, Ranunculales, Papaveraceae. The transcript has a single exon.
AUGGCUGAUGAACGUGAGAAAGAAAUAGAACCCGAAGGCGAAAUGCUUAAGGUCAUGAAUGCAAUGGAAAAAGGAAACGCGAAGCACAUUCGAGAUCAUGCUAGGAAUAUAGUGCGCAUGAGGCAUGGGGUGGUAAAUUAUCGUCAAAUAUCAAGCCGUAUUGAUUCAAUGGUUGACUAUUUUGAGAAGGAACCGGAACAAAGUAAGGUGCUUAGUUCGAUUCCAGCAAUUGUUGAGUCCAUUGAUUCUUCUUUAACCAGAGGAAAUACUAAAAACAUGUUGAAAACAAUGGAUCAAAUAGAAAAGCAGUAA